Messenger RNA from Seriola aureovittata, 2847 nucleotides. RefSeq names its product CDC42 small effector 2 (gene cdc42se2). Gene Ontology annotation, cellular component: plasma membrane. The record is from RefSeq and is a predicted model, not a curated record. Gene Ontology annotation, molecular function: small GTPase binding. Bases 273 to 503 code for a protein of 76 amino acids. The transcript has 5 exons. Gene Ontology annotation, biological process: regulation of Rho protein signal transduction. NCBI's taxonomy places the organism in Eukaryota, Metazoa, Chordata, Actinopteri, Carangiformes, Carangidae.
CAGCGAGCGCAGUUCCUGGUUUUUUGCACUCUUUAGGUUUCAGUCGAUCGUACGUUUUUACUCUGGCCAGCCGGCUGCCAUCAGGAGUGUGCUGCCCUGUGUUGGGAGAACAGUACUCGUGCCAACGGUUCACCCUAGAGAAACCAGUGGCGUGUGUCUGUCAACAGUUUCCUGUGUGUCUGUGGCUCUGGUAGCACUGAACAGGAAGAGAGACACAGAGAGACGUCUGAACUAAGAGAGGAAACUGCUGUGGCUUCUUCGUCAGCCUCAGAAUGACUGAGUUCUGGGUUUGUUUCAGCUGCUGCAUUGCAGAGCAGCCACAACCUAAACGGCGGCGACGGAUCGAUCGUUCCAUGAUCGGAGAGCCAACAAACUUUGUUCACACCACACAUGUAGGCUCAGGGGACAUGGGCCUAGGAUUGGCAUCAGUGGACCUUGUUCAGGCCCAGAUGAAAUCUAAAGGGGGCUAUGCGCAUGGAGGAUCUGAAGGUUCUCAGUUGUAACAAGCCCUUCACAGUCUUGUGGAAACUACUGUUGUUGAUAUGAGGAAGCGUUUUCAAAAAGCAGUUCUGUCUGUAAUGGACGCAGGACCAAAAGAUGAAACUACUGCUUUUCCAUAAUGUUGUAUAUAUUUUUAUUUUCCAUUCCUUUUGUUUUUUUAAUGAAAGCACUGCUAUCCAUUUGCUGCCAUACUGUUGCACUGUAAAGAGUAACUGUUAAGAAUAGAUAAGAGGGUUUAGAAAGCUCAUAAAUCUCAGUCAGAUGUAUGCUUGUGUGUAUGCAUGAGGAAAAUAUUUUCAAAAAUAUUUGCUGUUGUAGCCCAUUUGGAUGCCUGUAUUUAUUAUCUGAUUUGUAAACGGACCUCAUGGUGGCUGGGCCACGCUGGAGAUUUGAAACAUUCAGUUUCCUUCUUUAUUCUCAGAGGUUUAUCAAAGGACAGGUAGCAGAUAGCAAGGCAAAAAGCGAUAUAUGUUCAUUGUUUUGUUCUGAAAAAUACUCAUGAUUCUCUGAGUUGCUUUCAGGGUUGAAGAUUGCUGUUUUGUAAUAAACUUGAAAUGAGUAGAGUACACUGGACCAUACAUUGUACACUCACACUUGCUUAGGAAUUUUGCAUUGAUUUCAACUUUUUUUUUAUAUUCAUUUAGAUUGAAUCAUAUAGAAUUUUAAUAAACUAUGAACUUCUUAAUCUGCCUUCUGAAUUCAUGUUCAUUAUUUGUUUUACUAGUGUAAUUUGUAGCUUAGUGCUUUCAAAAAGAUUCAUAUUUUUAUAUACGUUUUUUUUCUUUUCAAGGCUUAUAGAUUAAGAAUUAAAGUUGGAAGUAACCAAAUCACCACUGCAAACACUGCCACAAAUGUGGGUAAGGUUUGAUACCUUUAGCUUACCUACUAUAUGUCCAUCAUAUCCCUAUUGGAUAAUUGUGACCGCUGUUCCUUUUUGCUAGGACAGUUUGUGUUACAUACUAUAUCCUUUCAUGGCUUCUUGGAUGAUUUCUCUUGACAUAAAAUAAUAAGUUCUUGUUUGGCAGACUUUUUUUUUUUUUUUUUUUUAUCCCUCUGGGGGUCUUAGGAGCUGCAAGUUUCUUUGAAAGCUCAAAUAUUAGUUCUCUUAAAAUUGACAGGCUUCUAAAUGGCAUUCAACCUAACCUGACCCACCUUUGCAGUGGUGUUUGCGAUCACAUUGCUUCAGUGUUAAAAGGUGUUCUCAUGCGAUGUAAACAUUAUUUUGUCAAAACCAUUUAACAUGAAACAUAUAUGGACAAUUCAGUUAAGUUAUUCACAUUCUGUUUGUGCAAAUGUUUACCCACCUUUUUCAAGCUGAUAUCAUUUUUUAUACAAGUUUCUUCUGUUAGGGAUAAAUAAGUGCAGCUCUUAAUGCCUGCUUAUGUUGAUUGUCAGUUAUACUAGUGGUCAGCUUAGAGUUAGUGUUCUCUUUUCAUUGACUGCCUGGUACAUCUGUUGUCCCCUUGUACUGUCAUAUGUAGGCAAAAUUUCCGAACCAGGCUCCAUUGAAAAUAUAAUUAAUCAGAAAGGCCAGGGGGUGUGGAGCAAACCAGCACACCUGGAUCUAUUAAUACAAGUGAUUGUUUGUCCUCCAUGUACAUCCCAUGAUUCAAUAACAGAAUGUGAUGUGGUAUUAUUAAGUCGAACAAAAGUCUGUGUAGAUUGAUGUUAAAUGAGUGCUAUUGUAAACUAUUCAUGAUACAAGAAUGAAAUCUUUGGUGUUGGUACCAGGCAACAUAAAAUACCAGAUUAUCAUUUACAGCCUUAAACCCACUGGUAAACACUUUCCCAACAUUCACUGACAGAUUUAAUAAUGGUGAUUCAUCAGGUCAAAACCUUGUCACAGAGAUCUAAUGUUUCUGUUUUAAUGUUUCUGUAGUAAUUCCUGUGUAGAAAAAUCCACGUAUGUGUAGACUAGUUUGUGUUUUUUCCAGCUCUGGGUUAAAUGCUGUAGUACUGUAUGUGCAGGUGCAGACAUAAUGGGAUUGCAGUAUAUUCUGUGACCAGCAGGCUGUGUUGGUGGACUGGUUGAAUGUGACUUAAAAGAUUUGUUUCCUUUUUGGAAUUCCUGUCACAGGAGUUAUUUUGUUUUGUUUUUUUAAAAUGAUAAUACUGUAAAUACGUAACAUAAAAGUAAUGGAUCCAUGCUUUAUUUGUAUUCAGGGUCACAUAUUUUGGGUUACUUUCCUGUAUAACAUUGCUGGGAAGGUAAGGUUGGAGCAGUGUUUAAUUUUUUUUUUCUCCUGAGGAUCUGCCUGAUAUGUAGUUCCCACUUUCAGGGAAGUUCAUCUGUCUGCAUUUUUCAGAAUAAACAAAGACAAAUAAAUGUUAUCUGUUGAUGUUUGA